Messenger RNA from Nerophis ophidion (straightnose pipefish), 8501 nucleotides. RefSeq lists its product as uncharacterized. The record is from RefSeq and is a predicted model, not a curated record. Lineage: Eukaryota; Metazoa; Chordata; Actinopteri; Syngnathiformes; Syngnathidae. The coding region runs from base 993 to 6623 and encodes 1876 amino acids. The transcript is spliced from 6 exons.
AAAAAGCGUUAAAGAAAGUGGAUCUCUUGAAGUACACCUUUAGCCAGUGGUCACCAGCCUUUUCCAGCUCAAGCUUCUUGGGCUGGAAAAUGCCAAAAAACAAAACAAGGUAUACUUGCGUCAUCUAGGUUUUUUUUUCAUGAUGUGCCUAGGGCCAAUAACCAUCGAGUCAUGGACCACAGAUGGUCCCUGUGCUGCACCUUCGGCACCCUUACUGUAGAAGAUAACUGUUUAUGACCACAAUACUGUACUAUAUUUGUUCAUCCCAUGGUCACAUACAGGAUGCGAGUCACAUGGUUGUCUUAAGUCGGCGCCGGAAGUAGUAAAAACAGCUGUUCAGCUGGCGGGUAUUUCCUGUGUGAUAAAUGAGGGAAUCAAUAGAGAAGUUCUUAUUUAGCUUCUGCCUUAUUUUAUCAUGUACUGUAUUACUACCUUUGAACAAGUCAAUGUUUCCUUUUGUAUUUAUAACUCAACACAAAAUUUUGAGCAAUGUUCACGGACUGUAGCAUUUGGCUUGUUCACUUCCCGUCGCAGGCGAGCGAGGAUGGUCAUGGUUGAGGGAAGAGUUGUUUGAUAUUGGGUGCUAGAAAAGGUCUGAUUUGUUGCAACAAUCACCCUAAUGCAUUGUUGCAGCUCGAGGAUUUUUGAGCAGGUCAUACAAAGCAUGUUUGCGAGACGAGCGGGUGAACUGUGCCGCUGUGCUCGAGGAGCUCUGUCCGAGAUGUCAAGAGCCGCGGGAUGAGAGGCUGAAGAGAGAGAGGCGAGGCGUGCGGGCGUGUUCAGGGGUUAAAAUGCGUGCCUAUUGGAAAGUCUGUUGGUCACUCUCCGGGUGGGCGUGUCACUGAUAUCAUAUUAGUACAUAUUUAUUUUUCUAAUAUUUUUGUGAUCGACUGGUAGGGUUCUAAAAAACGACUGGUCGAUCGCGAUCGACGUGUUGUUGACCCCUGCCUUUGGCGAAUAGUGUAUUUUCUUAGUUAGUUAGGAUCCCUCAGAUGUUUCUUCUCUCCUCUCCAACAUUUCCCCCAGCUUUAUCAGGGCCGUGGUGCCUUCUAACCAUCUUCUUUCUCCACUCCUUUCUUUUCCUCAUCUUGUGGCGCCUCCUUCCAGCCUUAAAGCAGGCGGACAGCGAGGGGACACUGAACAGGGCCGACAGUUUGGGCUCGGCAGGGGGCAGCAGUACGCUCGCGUCCUCCGUCAUCGAGGUGCAGUCUGAGCAGGCCGAGAAGCACCACGAGCAGGAAGAAAAGAAGGAUGCAACAAAAAGCUUAGAAUUUGGUAUGGAGGAAGAUGACGAUGAGGAGUUAGCCGCCCUCUGUGCUCUUCCUGCUUUGUCCAUCACGGAGGAGAUCCUGGAGUUCAUCAACCAGAGCCGAGCGAGGGAGGAACUGGUCUCAAAGGAGCAGGGUCUGGACCAGGUCCCUGAGAUCCAACCUACAACUCAUGAGAGGAAUUUCACCUGCCCGUUGCCCCCUGUGGCCUGCAGCCCAGAACAGAUGUUCACAAUGCAACCCCAUCAGGAGGACGACACAAGCGUUGUAAAGCAGCUUACUGGCUCUGAAAAUGGACUUGAAAGAGAAAGUGGUACCACGGUCUAUGAAGAAGAGGAACAAGAGAUGGCUCCAGAGGCCAAGGUGGAAAGCGAGAUAGAUCUUAAGGCAAUGACAGACCAGGGCCAACAAGGUAUCACAGUCCCUACACCAACGCCUUCUUCCCCGGCACAGUUGUAUUCUUCCAUACCAACCAUGGAGGACAGCAAGGCAAGCAAUCACUCCCAGCAGGAGGAGACCGUCGACUGCUGCACAAACUCAGAAGAGUAUCAUCAGCCCACAAAAAGCCAUAAAGCAAAAAGAGCCUCUGCUCUUUCCAACCGUGACAAGAGGAUCAUUGAAAAAAUCAGGAGCUACUACGAGGCCGCUGCUGAGUUGGAAGAGGAUGAAUCAGGUGAAGAAGCCAGAGAAAGAGAAGGCGAAUUGUCUUCCAGGAGGGACAGUUUCUCACAGAUCCCCAUUGGUCUAGUGAAAAAAUCAGUGUCACAGUUUGAUCUUAGCGGUUGCCAACAAGGGGACGAGAAGCAGACAACUGAACCAACCCAAACAGAAACUGGCCGUGAAGUAGAGCCUUCUACCUUUCUCCAACCUCUAGACAGUACUGAGGAUCACGAGGCACUCGCUGAUACACCCUUAAUCGUCAUGGAUUUGAAAGAUGAAGAAGAAAACCUUGGUAACAAGUUACCAACUUCCAUCCAGUUGGAAGAAAACGAGACCCAAAAUGAGUCCAUCACCAUCGGGCCUGCUGAAACUGGGAAAGAGAUUGAAGAGGAUAUUGGAAUCAUCUGCAAAGAACUGUCACAUGAAGAACUAAAUGAGGGAGCAGAUAACAGUAAAGAUGAAAGUUUACAGGAAGAAGAUGUAGGCCUAAACACAGGGAACAGCGGAAUAACUGCGGGGGUGCCUUUGGAGCAGAUAGCAAUGACUGAGUCCGAAUAUAACCUAAAAGAACCUGCUGAACCACCGGGAAGUUUGAAAAAAUCCUCUAGACCUCUUUCAGAAACCCCAUCAUGUCAAAAAUAUGCAUCCACUUCGACUAGAACCAAGACAAGUAAAAACCUUGAAGAACUUCCCAGUCAACUUCUAGUUGGACGAGGUUCCCGGCCGUCCAAUAUUGUCACCACGAACCGGGCCUUGUUUGAGGGCAAGUUAUCAGACAUCACAGGAAUUGGGUUAUUUGAGGCUAACCCUGUAGCAGACCCCUCGCUGAUGGAGAACUCUGAGCGUAUCCUCAGCAAAGUCCAAACAUUGGCCCGCAUGUACAGUGCCAAAGCCAGCACCAUGAAGGUUCCAUUGCAUCAAAAACGGGCCAUUUUUCUUCGGAACAAAAUUGGAGAUUUGACUGAACUAUCUGGUGUUUCGACUCAGACCAAAAACCAAGUUUCGUGGGAUUUUAACAACAAAUGUAAAACGCAAAUUAAUAAACAGCCAAAAUGUGUCCAAAUAAGUCCUAGACCGACUGAUGCUGAGCUCAAAACCAAGUUGGACACCAAAACCCAAGCACAAAGACUCUUACAGACCAAAGUUCAGAGUGAUAUCAUCACAUUUCAUACAUCACCAUCCGAUCAUCAGAAUGGGAACAAUUCACAAGUUCUUGCCGGAGUACAGAAUUACACCAAACCUAACAGCAACAAGCAGAACCAUAUCGUGACACAGGAGGAAAAAAGGAGUGUGGAGGAGAAUAUUAGCACACAAGCACAGAACAAAAAGGUCCAGAAGGUGGUGCCCAAUGACCAACUUGUGUUUGUCAAAGACCAGCAAAACACAACAAAUGGAUUCAUCCUGUACCGGCCCAGGGAUUUCAUCUUAGCUCUGAACAAAGACCAAGACCAAUGUACGGAGCAUAGACAUUCUGAGACUUCGAUCCCACUAGACAAAAUGCCACCUAUUUCCCCAAUAAUUUCUUCAUCCAGUGUCAACAUGGCCACCAGUAACACCAUCAGGUCAGAGCCGAGUGGAAGAACUAAUGUUUACGCAGAACACUGUCCAUCUGUAAACAGCAUUGGUCAUGACCACUCUAGUCUGUCUGCUCACUUAGCAGAUGGAAGUAUAUCCAAAGACACAGCUGCUCAUUAUAAGUAUAAACAGGAUUUACCAGCUCAGGAAGAAAACCAUGUUCCAGCAUUCCAGAUCCCUCCAAAGUAUAGUGAGAGCACAACGCAACCAAGCCAAGACAUACACAAUGUUCGCACAGAGUCCGAGUACUUUGUCCGCAAUGGACGCAGGGAUGGAGAGUCAAGCCCACCAGAGUUAUCAUCAACGCACAGCCUGACGCCAUCUCAAUGCCACACUUUAGUUUCGCAAGAACCCAAACAACCUGCAGUUGAUCCUCCGAAAGAAUCUGUAAACAUGCAAGAAGGAGGAUUUGAAGAUCUCUCUGUCUCUGGGCCCUCAAGCAAACAACAUCUCAAAGUGAUUAGUAAGGCCCAGUGUGAUUUAAUGAAUUCAUCACAUACAUUUACAUCUUCCCCAGAACUCAACAUUUCUAGACCAGCAUUCCUGAGACAUCCAGGGGGACCCUGGGGUCCAAGUCCAGUGCCGUUACUGGAAUCAAAUGCUUCCCGGCCACAACCUCCAACAAUGCUGUUUGAUUAUGGUGAAGUUCUCUUCCCAGACUUGACCUGGAAACCAGAAAACAAGUGUCCGGGAUCGCGCAUGUCAACUCCCGUCACACAAUGCUGCUCUCCUUCCCAGGCCUUAUCAGAUGUGUGUGAGACAUCAAAACCAACCAAAGCCACACCAGACCAGGACACAGAUGUCAGAAGGUCCUCUCCUGCCUUCAGGCCAAGCCUCAAACGCACAUCUCCUUCUCCCCUCUCACCAAACCUCACACCAACCUCCUUCCCUGCCAGAGCACCGACUUGUUCCUCACCUUUCAGAGCUAUUCCAUUAUCUUCUCCCACCCUGUGUAACGAAAGCUUUGUUCCUUCGUAUACUGUUUCACAAACUCCCACCUAUUUCCCUGCCCUUCAAUCUUCUGGAAAGAGCUUUUCCAAGCGAACUACUCCUGCCUCCUCUCUGACACCGUCCUCUGCUUUCAGUGGUAGAUCUUCUUCCAUGGAAGCAGGACCUUCUGCUUCCUCUACAAUCUCCUCCUCCCUCCACUCUCUACCUUGCUCCUCUCCCGUUGUGUCUUCCUCCACAUUCACAAGAUCUUUAGCUGCCUCCUGUAUCAGUCAGUCCAUUAGUCAAAGUUUGGCAAAAAAAAACAGUGUCAGACAGCAAGUCCAAGCUUCAAGCACACGAAAUCCCUCCUCCUCACCAUCCCUACCAUCUUCUCACCUACCACGGUGCUCCCCAUCGCCUCGGCUCCCUCCUACCCGGGAAGGUUGCACCACACCAGCGUAUUCCCAUUUGGGGUGCACAAUAAAUGAGAAUCAACAUCCACGAUAUUCUCCAUCUUCUCUGCGAUCCACCUGUCCCUCUCCAUCAUCUGCUCCCUCACCUCUUCACUCUCUCGCUAAAAGUGCUUCUUCUUUUCCACAUAAUAGGCAGGGUCAUCAGACAUCUUUGUCAACCACCUAUGCUCCAUUUCAUCAGUCUCUCAACCACCAAAUGGACUCAUCACAGAAUGUCAACAACAGCAAUAAUGUUAGCUUGCCUGCUUUCAAUACGACACACUUCAACAGUACAAGCGCUAUUUAUGAUCUUAGCAACAGGCAUUGGUCUGCCAGUCCACAGAAGAUGCAGUUAGGUAAUGGCAGCACCAGUAACACCGCUGCACAACAACCCAAUGAUAAUUUGGCGUUUGGGUCGCACAACCGCGUAGCACGUCCUUUUUCUGCAUCCGAGCCAAACUCAAGGGUCCAAUCUCCGUUCCAAUGUGUGAGCCCUGCUUCAUUUAAUGGCCUCUGCUCCCCUCCUCCUCCACACAAUUACUCCUCCCCCAUGGCAAACAGGCCUCCCCAUCCCAGAGGUUCACGGAUGGGAGGUGCAAAUUAUCAUAAUCCAUUAGGUCUAACUUUGGAGAUUCCUGAGAUCUCCACAGCGAGUCAGACUUCCCCACAUUUCAGCCCUCAAAUCCUCUCCCCGCCUCCUAUUGGUGUGUCGGUUUGGACUCGUGAUGUCGCAGUGCCCCAAGCCCGAAAUCCACAAACCACCUCGCCUUCUCUGUUCUUUUCCUGUUCCGGCCAACAAAGCCCAGCAAAUGCCUACUUCCCCACUUCACAUCCUCCUUCUGCCCCUCUGCACAAUUUAACAAGAGCUGCAUCUCCCCCUGGCCCCUUUGCAUUCCCCAAAAAGCCCCCUUCCCUACAAAGGUCUCUCUCCAAUCUGUCAGACAAAUCCACUAGCCCAACACAGAGUAGACAUGGCGGACUGCGAAGUCAUAGGUCUCUCGGCUUCACCGGUAAUUACCAAGAUUUGUUCGACCAGAAGUCUGGUCCAACCAGUCCAAGGAGUGUACGGUCAUCCUAUGACAGUUCACCAUCUGGCUUAAGCCCUCGAGAAGAACUUCAGUCUCCAGUUUCACCCAGAAGGUUUAUCCCCACGGGGGGCAACCUUGGUUGGCAGCAUUUCACCAAUGAACCUUUGCUGGAUGGACAGGAGCUUUGUAACAAGUAUAAUGAAAGUGGCUCCUGCACUUCUUCUCGAACCUCAUUUUCUCAGUCCCUCGGCUGCUCUCUGGCUGUACCAGUCAGUCAAGCUCAAAGGGAAGAUCCAGAGGUGGAAGAGGGGAACUGUCGGAGCCAGCUGAUUUAUGCCUAUGUCGGCGGACCUGCGCAAGACCCAAACUUCUACGUUUCCUCCCUUUCCUCACCUCCAGCUGCCCACCACCAAUCCCAACUCAAAGCACCUCAUCAGGUCCCAGUAGCCAACAUAGGCGCUUCUGUACAGCCAGUAGCUUCCUCUCUGACCAAAGUGUCCAGCCAGAAGACGAGCUACGCCACAACAGUCAACCUCCAGAUUGCAGGGAGUGGUCGAAUAACAUCCUUCAGCACCGCCCACGUGAGUGUGAGCCAACCCUUGCAGGUUGGAUCAGGAUCUGGAGAACUUCAAAUAGGAAGACGAAUCAGCAUUAAUGGACUGUCACAUACGUCUUCUCCUCUUCCUCAGAACUGUAGCCAGCAAUUAUGAAGAGACUUUCCCUCCACCAUGUGUUGAUGAGGCCAAAGUGAACGUUUUCAGUCUCCCAGUGGCCACAUUGGAACAGUGAAAUGUUUGAGGGCUUGCCAAGACCCAAAAGCUGUGUCCAUUCUACUAGACCAGGCCUGGGCAAUUAUUUUGACUUAGGGGCCACAUUUAGAGAAAAAAAUGUGUCUGGGGGCAGGUAUAUCUAUUUUUAGAGACACUAAUACAAAAGCUCACAAUAAUGUCUGAUUGAAUGCUAAAAACGUAUGAAAGACCGCCAUAAAAACGUAAUAUAUUUUUAUUUUUUCUAUGAACGAUAAAACACUGAAUAUUGACAAAAUAUGAAUGUCACACCCGCUUUCGAUCGACAUGUUUUACAAUGAAGUGAAACGCAACAAAAAUGCAACAAACAGCGAAUAUGAACGCGAAGGGUACAAAAUAAACCCACCCACAAUCUGAUAUAUCUGAUAUUUGCUGAAUUCCCCACAGGGAUCAACAAAGUACUUUCUAUUCUAUUCAAUAUAUCACUAAGCUUUAGAACUUUGUUGUGAAAAUCUCCUUCCGCGUCUGUGGAAACGCUUCCCGCCCACACUGCUUGGUGCCUCGUCUGAGCUGCUAUGACGUAGAUGACCAUAGUAACUAACUAGAUGACCAUAGUAACUAAUUAGAUUAUCAUAGUAACUGGUAUAUCAUCCAUAAGCGCAGAUUCCAACCAUUUAAAUAGUUUGUAUAGUUGAAAACUUACGGUCCUUAGAAAACAUGACUGCACAUCAUAAAGGCUGCUACACUUUCCAUCUUAAGCAUCUAAAAAAAUUAUUUGGGAAUGUCCAGCCAGCCAGAUUUAAAAGCUCAACGUGUGGCCCCCGGGCCUUAAUUUGCCCAGGUCUGUACUAGACAAUGAGUCGGGUGAAACAUCCUCUUCAUUGUGGAAAAUGCAAAGACUCUGUUCACGUAAAAAAGCACACAAACUAUGAAUGUUUUUGGAGUAGAUGUGGGCAUCUAAGGGGUGGGGGGUUUACUCCUAGUUUGAUGUCCAGUUUUUAUAUAGAAUGAAAAACAUUUUUUCUUAGAUCUUUAAGUCUUUGAUGUCAGAUCCAGUGAAGGUCCAACAGAUGCAUUAAAUUUGUGUAAACAUUAUUAUUAUUAUUAUUAUUAUUAUUAUUAUUAUUAUAGUUUUGUUUUAUUCCAUAAAAAAUACUUUUGGGGGCUUCUGGGUUGUGAAUUAAUUAACCGAUUGUAUUCCGGUUAUUUUAUUGUUUAUUUAUGAAUGGCACUUAAUAACUUUCAAGUCAAGUUGAUGAUUUGCACAACGUGCUUAGCUCUUUGGUGCAUACUUAAGCCGUAUUAUUUGUGUUGGAAAUGACUCGUCUGGAAAGUUCAGACCAAACCAUGUGUUUGCAACAGCAGAAUGAAUAAAAAGAUUUAUAUUAGAACAUUUAUUCCCGAUUACUGUAAAAGCUUAAGGCUGGUCCGAGCUGCAGUCUAGCCGUGUGCAAGAAUUCCCUCGGUGCUAAAAACCCAGUGUUGUUCAGGUUUUAAGUAAGUCAGUUUUGAGUGAAAGAAAGGAAUGAUGAACACAUUUAAAGGAAUGGCGGCACACUUCUUCCGUUUCAUCGUCGUUGAGAAAAGUGCAUGCGAGUGCAAGUACCAACAAGGAUUGAUAGGAUCUAAUUGCCCUGCCAAGUAUGUGGAUAACCGGGGUAGAAAAGACCUGCAGCAGUGAUUCAUUAACUUUUUGGAUGUCAAAUAUUAGCUGGAAUCUGAUUGCUGUUGGCACACUGAGACAAUGUCAUGUUCAAAAAAAAAAAGGGCAAGAUUGAUGUGACAAUGUGAGUAAGUCCACGAGAUGUAAGACCAAUAAAGAUGUGCUGUGCAAAACACAAA